AUGCCCAGGGAACCGGGGACGGUGCAUGCACCCAUUUCUCUUCUCACAGGCCAUCAGAUCCUACUAGCCCUGGUCACUGUGGGCAUUGGAACUAUAUUUGCUUUUAAUUCCUUCCAUUUCUCCCAAGGAUUUCCCCUUGUUUUCCUCACCAUAUAUCUACUCUGGGAAGCAUUUAUUGGAAUUUUGUCAGUCUCACUGAUCAUCAGCAUAGCAGAACUCAGCAUCUCUGUGACUAUCGCCUCCUUUAGAAGCCAGCACUGGACAAGGUCAAAUGAGAUUGUGUUUUUCUCGCCUCUGAAUGUUACACAAGAUAGUGAAUUAUCUGUCCCAGAAGAAAAUGCUAUAAUUCAAUUUGAGCUUCAAGAAGAGUUUUCCAGUGAUGACUCAACAGGAAACACACAACCUGUUUUCCUUGGAGUUUAUACUUUCUUCAAAUUAAGAGUCUCAAGAGAUCCUUUAGCCUUCCAACAUUCAGGGAGGAGAGGCAGUGUGUACUACUCAUCUUCUCUAUCUGUGCCUGAUGAACAACAGAAAAAUAUCCAUCCACCUUUAAAACUUUAUAAGGAACAAACUGAGUGGAAACCUUUAACUCCACAUAAAAGGAAAAGGCCCUCAGAAAAUAUCAUACACAGUAGACAACUGAAUGAUGAAGACCUACAAUAUGCUAUCGUACAAUCCCCAGAAAUACAAACCCAACUGCUGCAGGCCCAAGCCAUAUCAUCCCCUUCUAUUAAAAACUCCAACUGUUACCACCCCAAGACCUGCAAUCCCACACUUUGCCAGCCCAAAUUCUGCCAACAUGCCUUCCCCAAGUACAAGUUCUGCCAGUACAAAGACCCAACAUUCCAUGCUGUGCAGUACCCUAAUAUACAAUGCCUACAUCAGCAAUCCCCAGAUCUUCAGCUACAAAACGUCCAAACUCAAGACCAGCAAUUUAUACAUAUAUCAUAUCAAAACAUUCAAUCAGAAGUCAUGUUACUAACCCAAGAAUGGAAAUGUAUGAAGGAACGCCAAGAAGGGAAAUCCCCAAAACAGCAUGCCCUAGACCAGCAAAGCAAGACUGACCAUCCCCAAAAGCAGCUCUCCAUCAGCCAGAAAAGCAAAGGCUGCCAAUCUCCAAAAAAGAAAAGUCUAGUCCAAAUCCAAGACCAGCAAUCCCCAAGGAAGAAAUCCCUAGACCCAUACAUCAAAGGCUGGCUAUCCCCAAAGAGGCACUCCAUAGAUAAGCGAGUCUAUAUUAAGCAAACCAUGCAGCAACCCCCGUAUCAGCAAGCUGAAGACCAGCUGGCCCAAGGGGAGCAAUCCCCAAAGGAAGAAUCCAAAGUUAAACAAGAUAAAGAUCAACAGGCUGAUAAGAAGCAAUCCCCCAAAAAACAAACCCAACACCAGCAAGAUCAGCAAUUACAAGAUGCUCUAUUUCAAGAUAGUCGGUAUCAAGAUGAUGACCAACAAGAUCUUCAAUCCACAAGUACUGAAAAAGAAGAUAUGCAAAUAGAUGAUAUGAAAACAACCGGCAUCAAACCAGGAAAGUCUAAGUAUUUACAGGGAUCUCUCUCUAACUUCCUUUUUGAAAUCGCAUACAUCCUUGCAGUUCUCUCAUGUCCUUAUGAAUAA
Messenger RNA from Manis pentadactyla (Chinese pangolin), 1614 nucleotides. It is a transcript of the gene MS4A14, whose product is annotated as membrane spanning 4-domains A14. Lineage: Eukaryota; Metazoa; Chordata; Mammalia; Pholidota; Manidae. Gene Ontology annotation, biological process: cell surface receptor signaling pathway. Gene Ontology annotation, cellular component: plasma membrane. The record is from RefSeq and is a predicted model, not a curated record.